AUGGAUUUUGAUUCUCAUCUCUUUCAAAACCAAAACCAAAACCUUCUAUACUUCCCUCAAAAUUCCUACUAUAAUAAUUUCUCUUGGGAGUUAGAAAAUUUCGAUAAUUUCUUCAUUGAUGACAGCACCUUCAACAAUGAAUCACAAACACAGACACAAACACGAACCAAUGAAUUAUUAUCUUCAUCAUUAUCAUCGGCCGAGUCCAACUCUAUGGUGUCCGUACUAAGUAAUGACUCCAUAGAAGUCUCAUCCAAUACAACUUAUACACAAAUGAUCAAAGAAACACGAACUUCAACACCAUUACCACCACCACCGCAGAUUAAGGAAAGCAAUAAAAGAGCGUUUAGAGGCGUAAGAAGAAGGCCGUGGGGAAAAUUCGCGGCCGAGAUAAGAGAUUCAACAAGAAAAGGCGUGAGAGUAUGGAUUGGAACAUUCGACACGGCCGAAGCGGCCGCGUUAGCUUAUGAUCAAGCGGCUUUCUCAACAAGAGGUUCAUUGGCAGUGUUGAAUUUUCCGGAAGAAGUUGUUAGAGAAUCACUUAAAGAAAUGGGUAGAAACUCUAAGCCUUUGGAAGAAGGAACUUCACCGGUAUUGGCACUCAAGAGAAAACACAUCAUAAGAAAAAAGUCCAAUAAGGUUAGUAAAAAGAAAAUCAAAAGUGAAGAACAAAUUAAGAUUCAAAUAGAAACCAAAAAUGGUAACAUUAAUUCACAAAAUGUGUUUGUGUUUGAGGAUUUGGGGGCUGAAUAUCUGGAGCAACUAUUGAGCUUGACUUCUUAG
Lathyrus sativus (Indian pea) is the source of this 783-nucleotide messenger RNA. Lineage: Eukaryota; Viridiplantae; Streptophyta; Magnoliopsida; Fabales; Fabaceae. The record is from the annotation of a GenBank genome assembly.